Messenger RNA from Selaginella moellendorffii, 2067 nucleotides. RefSeq names its product ATPase family AAA domain-containing protein 3-B. Gene Ontology annotation, biological process: mitochondrion organization. Gene Ontology annotation, molecular function: zinc ion binding; ATP hydrolysis activity; ATP binding. The transcript has 8 exons. The record is from RefSeq and is a predicted model, not a curated record. The coding region runs from base 26 to 1861 and encodes 611 amino acids. Lineage: Eukaryota; Viridiplantae; Streptophyta; Lycopodiopsida; Selaginellales; Selaginellaceae. Gene Ontology annotation, cellular component: mitochondrion.
UUAGGUCUCGAGCGCGCCGGGAGAGAUGGGGAAAUACAGCGCCUUGUAUCAGUCCGCGGGCGCCACAGCAGGGAUGUUCUUCCUGUUCCGCCGCGCGCCCACGGCGAUGGCGGAGAAGAGUCAGGAUGAGAGCGUGGUGCAGCAGCGCGAGGAGUAUUCCAAGCCCCGGAAUGAUAAUCCCAGGACCACUGCUGCUGGCUUCGAUCCGGAGGCGCUGGAGCGAGGGGCCAAGGCGCUCCGGGAGAUCAAUAGCUCCCCGCAUUCGAAAAAGGUGUUUGAGCUAAUGAGGAAACAAGAAGAUAGUCGGCAAGCGGAAGAAGCGACGAGGAGAGCCGAAUUUCAAGCAGUUCAAGCCCAGCACGAGACUGAUAGACAACGGGUGAUGUACGAGGAGCAAAAGAAGCUUGUCCAACAGCAAGCGCAGACUAAAGCUCAAAUCUCGCGCUACGAGGACGAGCUCGCGAGGAAAAGAAUGCAGGCAGAACACGAAGCCCAACGAGCGAGGAACUCGGAGAUGGUGAAGAUGCAGGAAGAGUCUGCCGUUCGCCAGGAGCAAGCGAGGCGAUUGACGGAGGAGCACAUACAAGCGCAGCGUCGCCAGACCGAGAAGGAGAAAGCCGAGAUUGAAAGAGAAACCAUUCGCGUGAGAGCUUUGGCGGAGGCCGAGGGACGUGCUCACGAAGCCCGGCUGGCGGAGGACGUCAACAAGAGGCUUUUGGUCGAGCGAGCCAACUCCGAGAAGGAGAAGUGGCUGGCUUCGAUCAACACCGUCUUCACUCAUAUCGGAGGUGGUAUCAAAACGCUUUUGACGGACCAGGAUAAGCUUGUAGUUGCUGUUGGUGGAGUAGUAGCAGUGGCCGGCGGUGUCUAUACAACUAGGGAGGGAGCUCGUGUUCUUUGGGGUUACGUAGAUCGAAUUCUCGGCCAACCGUCUCUUGUUCGCGAGUCUUCACGAGGAAAGUAUCCAUGGUCGGGACUAUUUUCUCGUAAGACUGUAAUGCCAUGGGCCAAGACUCCAGCCGACCCGAAAAGCAGCAAUGGCUUUGGAGAAGUUAUUCUCCCUCCGACGUUACACCAGCGGAUUAGGCAGCUCGCGUUCGCCACUGCUAAUACAAAGGAGCAUCAGGCUCCGUUCCGGAAUAUCAUCUUUUACGGCCCUCCUGGAACGGGGAAAACCAUGGCUGCUAAGCAACUAGCGAGGCACUCGGGUCUCGACUAUGCUGUCAUGACCGGAGGAGACGUCGCUCCACUUGGUCCUCAAGCCGUCACAAAGAUCCACGAGCUGUUUGGAUGGGCAUCGAAGACAAGGAGAGGAUUGCUGCUGUUUAUAGACGAAGCCGAUGCUUUCCUAUGCGAGCGCAACAAAACCCGGAUGAGUGAAGCCCAGCGCAGUGCUCUCAACGCGAUUCUAUCACUCACUGGUGACCAAUCCAGGGACAUCGUGCUGGUGCUCGCUACAAACCGUCCGGGAGACCUUGACGCGGCGGUGCUGGACAGGAUCGACGAGAUACUCGAGUUUCCACUUCCAGGACUGGAGGAGCGAGAGAAGCUCAUACGCCUCUACCUGGACAAGUACAUCGUCCAAGCGGGGGAGGGCGCCAAAGGCUGGAAGCAGUACGUGGCACAGCAGCACAAGAUCGAGAUGAAGGACGUGAGCGACGACGUGAUUCGAGAGGCCGCGGAGAUGACGGAAGGAUUCUCGGGGCGAGAGAUUGCCAAGCUGCUAGCCAGCGUCCAGGGAGCGGUCUAUGGAAGCAAGGACAGCGUUCUCACCGCGGAGGAGUUCCGGAACGUCGUAGCGUGCAAGGUUUUGGAGCACCAGAAGAGAAAAGAGCUCGCAGACUCGGGUGGUGGAGACUAACAACAGCAUCAACACCAACAGGUUCUCUCGUAGUUUUCCCGGAGUGUUCGUUUUUUUCUCUCGUUUUACAGCAGCAGCAAUUUUGUGAGCAGCAGCAGGGCACAGUUUUCUAGCUUUUUCGAUCUAAGUUCUCAGGAAAGGUUUCUAUCAAUCGCGGCGGGCUCUUGACUUUAACUUUGAAAGAGAUCCAGGUGUUCUUAGAUUGA